Molecule: messenger RNA, 3458 nt
Organism: Morone saxatilis (striped sea-bass)
Lineage: Eukaryota; Metazoa; Chordata; Actinopteri; Moronidae
Product: ras-related protein Rab-37-like
Exons: 9
Coding region: 553-1242 (229 amino acids)
Cellular component (GO): endosome; Golgi apparatus
Molecular function (GO): GTP binding; GTPase activity
Source: RefSeq, a predicted model, not a curated record
CUGACCCUCUCAGAGAUCGAGCACCACCUGUGGCGGGUGAGUCAGCGACCGGCGCAGACUGACCCCCGCAGCCGGUUUAGGGACAUUGUCAGCCUGAAAGACAGACCGACCGUUUCACUGGUGACAGAACAAAGUGUUUGCAGGAGCUGUCGACGUCCUCACACACUCAGUUAAUCAUCUGCCCACGCCAGGAUGCACCGCUCCGCUCUGCAGAAUCAGAGAAAUGUUUCCGCCUGUUUGUCAUCGCCGCUUUCCUGACUGGUCCGCGUAGACGCCGGUGCGUCGCAGCCGCUGCCGAUUGUUUUUCAAGUUUUCAUCGUCGCUUCCGUCUUUUGACAGUGCGAUAUUAAGGUGUGAUUUUCCCAGAGAAGCGCCUGGUGAUCGUUUUGUGGCCACAUGCAGUAAUGCGAGCAGAGGGGCUGGAGGCUGGCGGAGAGCGGGACUGAGCGGCGGAGAUCUCAACAGACACCGUGCGCGUCUUUCUUGGACACAUCUCGGAGAUAACUGGUUUGGCUUUCCGAGCCUGCGCUCCUUUUUUUCCUUGGCAUUGCGAUGUCUACGAGAAAGACAUCGUUGACGGACAAGCAGACUAAAAACGGAACGUCAAAAUAUGUGUUGGAGAGAUGCGCUUCUGUUAACGAGUAUUAUGAUAUUGCCUUCAAGGUGAUGCUGCUGGGAGACUCGUCCGUGGGGAAGACGUGCGUCUUGGUGCGCUUUAAAGACGGGGCAUUUCUGGGAGGCAACUUUAUAGCCACCGUUGGAAUAGACUUUAGGAACAAAGUGGUGGAUGUUGACAACCUGAAAGUCAAACUCCAGAUCUGGGAUACAGCCGGCCAAGAGAGAUUCCGCAGCGUAACACACGCCUACUACAGAGAUGCCCAGGCGUUACUUCUGCUUUAUGAUAUCACCAGCAAGCCAUCAUUUGACAAUAUCAGGGCUUGGCUGACUGAAAUACACGAGUAUGCCCAGAAGGAUGUGGUCAUCAUGUUGCUCGGCAACAAGUCAGACGUGGCUGCAGAGAGGGUCGUGAAGAAGGAGGACGGAGAGAAGCUGGCGAAGGAAUAUGGUGUACCAUUUAUGGAGACCAGUGCGAAGACAGGACUCAAUGUGGAGCUGGCCUUUCUCGCUAUAGCAAAGGAGCUGAAGCACAGAGCAACACAGCAGCCCAAUGAACCCAAGUUCCAGAUACACGACUACAUCGAGUCUCAGAAGCAGAAGUCUGGCUGCUGUAGCCUCGUGUAGCGCAUCCUGAUCACCAGGCAGAGAGAGACACACAGGAAGAGAGAGAAAGCGAGAGAGGGAGAGAGGGAGAGGGGGAGAGGGAGGGCGGUAAAAAUGUCAGCUCUCUUACAAAAAGCCAAUCCCAGCACCAAACCUGAGAAGCGGACGCCCUUGUCUUCUCCACUGAGAUUAUAACUGAAUGGAAUCUGGAUUGGCCGCCAUCCCUUAUCUGAAAUGUGAAUUUAAAUCUCUUUAUGUCAUGCGUAGAAAUGUUUGUGGUCUUUGUGGUGACAGUUGUAUCAAACUACAAGUCAGGAGUUACAAUCUGAAAUGCUAUAUCCAUCUGCAGGGACAGAAAUACACAUAUUUAUAAAUCUACUCUGCAUAUCUGCAAACUAAUGGAGUGUAGGGGGUCUGACCGUGUGGCUACAUAGUUUGUGACAAAGGGGGUCAAGGGACACAAGGGACACUGACUGACCACCGCUCAGUGUAGCAUGAAUUGCGUAGUGAUGAGAAGGCCCACUUCUUUUAAACCUGCCAUUAUCAUACAAAAACAAUAUAACAUAGCCUAUAUAAUAUAUAUAAGCAAUAUAGCCAUCAUGAACGUACCUUUUUGCCAAUAUUUCUUUGGCUCAGUGGGUUUGUACUGUUCUACUGGGUUAGCUUGCUGAGUAAGAGUCUGUCGCUGAGAAGCAGCUCUAACUCGUUCUUUGGGGUGUAGGAAGUUCUACACACACCCCUCGAGUCCAAAGUUAACCGAAAGUUUAGCUGAGCCAAAAGAUAACUUCUGGAAACCUGGCUCUUAUGCACAACUGCGCAUGCACCACACAGAGGUGGGAUUUUGGAUCCACUUCUGCUUGCGAAUCAGGUUAACUCGUGCCUCUUUAAAAAUCGUUGAAAAAGAACAAUAUGUUCACAAAUCUAACACCACUCUGGUUAUCACUCCUCACAGCCCUGAGAAGAUACUGUAAGACUCCCUGUGUCCAUGCCGCAAAGACAGGGAGUGUGCUGACACUUUACCCGUCACUAGGCGCACUUUCAGGGCCCUCUGACAGAGUCACUGUGCAGAUAGGUGUUGUAGCUGGGCUAGUGGCUCUACUAUGACACACUUUGGUCGUAAUGACGCUGCUCGCGGUUAACUUUACUAUUCAUCACCCAUAAAUAUGUUGUUAAACUCUGAAUAGAGCACAGUUAUCGGCGGGCCCAUGUGUUGACAUAAAUACAGUUGAAUCAAACUUUCAAAUCCACAUAAAAGCAAAUUUUGAGCUGAAAAAGCAGUUUUUAUACACAAUAUGUGUCUAUUUUAACAUGCCAACAAGAAUCUAUGUGAUUAUUUGUGGAGUGCAUACAAAUAAUUUAUUUUAGGCAGGACCCUGCUUGACCUCAUGUUUGUAACAGUUAGAAUAACCUUGAUCCAGCGGCAGUAGUGACACUGAAAGGGAAAGUUUGGCCCUAUAGUCCCUGAACUGUCGCCUUUCAUCUCUCUGGAGUUUGCAGGCCUGACUCCUGAUAAAUGACAGUUUUAUAUGAAGAAUCAAUACUACUGUUGAUGGUUGUGGAUAUAGCAUUUUGCCAUGCAGCUCUUAGUUUGUUUUCAUCCCAGUUUUACCAGGCUGUGAACUGAAUCCCUCUUGGCCUUACAGUCUUUAUCAUUAUUCUUGAUAAUUCAGUGUGUUUGAGAAGUGGACUUCAGUCUCACAGUCAGAUUGUAGCUAAAAUGAUCCCGUCUGUUCACAUCUGUACUGCUGUUAGAAUAAAGCCAACAUUUUGAGGGCGCUCGCCCACUGUGUGUCUGUCUGUACAUUUAAUUCAGGGCCAGUGAAACGUACAUUACAUUACAGUCAAAGUACUGUACAUGUUACUGUGCUUGAGGAUCAUCCUACUGUUGCUACACUGCAAAGAGAUUAUCAUUGUUUUCUUUUUCUUUGGUUAUAGAUUCCCCGGCAUGCAAUCUGCCUUUUACCAGUAACACACAGAGAUGCACACAGCACCCGCAGACAUUGUUGUGUCUCCUUUAACGAUGGAUGUUGUUGUCUAGACUGUACCGAAGCUGUAUUUGUUCAUGCACCGCAUCGUGUAACUCGUUUAUUUGUACAAUGUUCAUUAUGAAUGUUUGCUUGUCGAACUUGCUCAAUGUCACAUUUGUCCCUCUUCUGAGGCGUCACGGUGAUCACAAAGUGCCAUGAAAAAGUGCUUUGUUAUCAUAUUAUAUAUAAAAAAAUAUAUUUUGUAAUGUA